AUGGAGAUGAACAUGUUGCUUUUUGCGGUGGAAUGGGUAUACACUAACCUGAAGUUAUCGGACGUGGCUUUAGCUCUAGUAGGGCUUUUUCUUCUUAGUUACUUGCGCGAGAAGCUACUAAGCAAAGGAGGGCCAGUGAUGUGGCCAGUGCUGGGAAUCACACCGAUGUUAGCCCUAAACAAAGACGAUUUGUUUGGUUGGUGCACCAGAGGCCUGGUCAGAGCGGGUGGGACUUUCCCUUACAGAGGAGUUUGGUUCGGUGGGUCUUAUGGUAUCAUGACCGCAAAUCCUGCAAACGUCGAACACAUUGUCAAAACCAAUUUCAAAAACUACCCAAAGGGUAAGUUUUAUAGACAGAGCUUUCGUGAUCUUCUUGAGGAUGGGAUCUUUAACGCUGAUGAUGAGCUUUGGAAGGAAGAGAGACGUGUGGCUAAAACAGAGAUGAAUACUUCUCGUUUCUUGGAGCACACGUUUACUACAAUGAGAGACCUGGUGGACCAGAAGCUGGUGAAGCUGAUGGAGAAGAUGGCUAAGUCUAAGAGAGUCUUUGAUCUACAAGACGUGCUCCUGCGUUUCACCUUCGACAACAUCUGUAUCUCUGCCUUUGGGGUUGAUCCGGGUUCGUUAGAGAUCGAUCUACCAGAGAUUCCUUUCGCUAAGGCUUUUGAGGAAGCUACAGAGUACUCACUCGUAAGGUUUCUGACGCCUACUUUUGUGUGGAAACCGAUGAGGUUUCUAGGGAUUGGUUACGAGAGAAAACUGAAGAAAGCGAUUAGAAUCGUUCACGCGUUUGCGAAUAAGACAGUGAGAGAGAGGAGGAACAAGAUGAGGAAACUCGGGAACUUGAACGAUUACUCUGAUCUCUUGUCACGCCUUAUGCAAAGAGAGUACGAGAAAGAAGAAGAUACCACCAGAGGGAACUACUUUUCAGACAAGUACUUCAGAGAGUUCUGCACAAGUUUCAUUAUCGCUGGUCGAGACACCACAUCGGUGGCCCUUGUCUGGUUCUUCUGGCUAGUUCAGAAACAUCCCGAAGUCGAGAAGAGAAUCCUAACCGAAAUCAGAGAGAUUCGUGGGAAACGUACAGCGCAAGAAACCACAGACUGGUUCGAGGCAGAAGAGCUUAGGGAAAUGGUUUAUCUUCAAGCUGCUUUGACAGAGUCACUGAGGCUUUACCCUUCGGUGCCAAUGGAGAUGAAACAAGCUUUACAAGACGAUGUGUUACCCGAUGGGACGAGGAUCAAGAAAGGUGCUAGGGUUCACUACUCCAUUUUCUCGAUGGGGAGGAUAGAGUCGAUUUGGGGUAAAGAUUGGGAAUAUUUCAAACCAGAGAGAUGGAUCAAAGAAGGAAGAGUUGUGAGUGGAGAUCAGUUCAAGUACGUUGUGUUCAACGCAGGUCCAAGGCUUUGUGUUGGGAAGAAGUUUGCUUAUACACAGAUGAAAAUGGUGGCUGCAACAAUCUUGAUGAGGUAUUCAAUCAAAGUCGUUGAAGGACAAGAGAUUGUUCCCAAGCUCACCACCACGUUGUACAUGAAGAACGGUCUUCUUGUUACCCUCCAGCCCCGCAACUGUUAA
Molecule: messenger RNA, 1575 nt
Organism: Microthlaspi erraticum
Lineage: Eukaryota; Viridiplantae; Streptophyta; Magnoliopsida; Brassicales; Brassicaceae
Source: the annotation of a GenBank genome assembly